AGGAGCUUAGAGAGGGGAUCUGCAUUGUAAGUAGCUCUGAGAGCAGCAAGUGGUGGCUGCUUUCAACCUGUUUUUGUUUUUUUUUCCCCUGAGGAAAAGACCAAGAGGGACAAAGAGGACAAGGACCCCGCGGGGGGGAACUCCGUAUUUAAAAGUCCGUCCUGUGUUUUUUGCUUUAAAAAAAAAGAAGAAGAAGGAGGAAAGAAAGGAAAGUUGAGAGAGGGCAGAGGAGGAGAGAAGCCGGGAGGAACACAAGGCAGCAAUGGAUAACGGAGCGGCUGAGCCUGACCCUGGGAUGGCCUGGAUUCACACACUGCUGCUGGCCUCCGUCCAGCACACACACUAGGCUGUGAACGCCAGCGAGCUCCCAUGUGCCCGCUCAACCAUGUUCCCUGGGUAUGGAUUCUCCCACAUUCCUGACUUCCAGCCCCACCUUUACUCUUUUUGCUGCCGAGGAGAAAGUCCCAGCAUGUGGAUCCCGGGUUCAGGGGAGUCCCAGGGUCCGAGUGAGUCCCAGGAGGGCCGGCCCCUCCUCCACCCCUGCCAUCACAAGCACGUCGCCGUGUGCCAGCAGGAAACGUUGGCUUUUAUCGAGCUGCAGCCGGCAGUGACUCCCAAACUAAACGGCUUUGGCCUUCAGACGCCAAACAUCAUUUCAGACGCACAACACACAGCUCACUCUCUGCCACUCAAUGACUUCAGACAGACGUUAAACGAACUGAAUGACAUGCAGAAGAGCGGCCACAUGACGGACAAUGAGCGUGAGAUAAAUUUCAAUUCGAUGGAUGACGGAGAGCUUGAGAGCCAAAGCGGCGAGAGAACUUCUUUGCAGGAGCAGAGUGAGAAGCCACGAACCGUCACGACGGUGUGUCGACCUCUGCAUUCGGCUCUCAGCCUUCCUCUGUCGUUCCCCCUGUCCUCCAUGUACACUGACACAGACUCCCUGGAAUCUCAGUUCCCUUGCUCCCCCUCAGCACCCGACUUCGGCAGUCUCCAGGCCUCAGACUGCUGCCAGCUUCAGAGGAGAGCGUCGCAGGGGUCUCUGAAGGAGAAGUCCAUCCGGCGAAAGAUGCAGGUCUAUUCUCCAGAAAGCCCCAGCGACGAGUCGCUCGGCAGCCCCAUCCUGGAGGCGGACUACAUCUUCCCCGGACCCUUUGCAUCUUUCCUAGAAGAGGACCUCAGCGGGUUAUCCUCGCUGGAUGCCGCCUCAACUCUUUCCUCCAGUGACGGUGCUGCAGACCUCCCGAACCUCAGUCAGGAGGACAUCUUCAGCGUAGCUGCAGAACCCCUGCAGAUAAUAGAAGACUCCGAAUUGUGCGCGGGGGGUGAGAGCAGAUGUUUGGAGACAUCGCUUCCCUCGGGAGGAAACUCUCAGACUCGCGGUCGCCAAGGCGACCAGGAGCGGCGGCGCUUCUCGGCCUCAGAGCUGAUAUCCAGGCUGCAGCUGUCUCAGAGGAAGAACUCCUUCACGCUGAAGCUGGGGAAGUCGCUGUCUGCUCGGGUGGCUUCCAGGGACAGACAGAGCUCCAACAGCCUCGUCCCCAACCCUGACAAUAAAUCCAACCACAGACACCGCAGCUCAGGAGGCUCUAGUGACAGCGCCCCCAUCAGUCCCGUCGCACCAACACCCAGCGGCGACAAUGGGAUGCCUGGGAACCGCUGGAGCACAAAAAUGGGGAUGCGUAAGAAGUCCAUAGAAGAAGACCUGUGCUCACAUGCAGCUGUUCCCAGCUCCAAUCGACUGUCACGCUUUUUGCCGAGUUCGAUCUUGUACCAGGAGUACAGUGACGUUGCCAUCAACAGAGAGAUCCAGAGGCAGCAGGGGAAGGAGCCGGGCACAGAGGAGGACGGGCUCAGGGACGAGGGGUCCGACGGGACCCCGUCUCCAUCUAAUCUGUCCCCGUCCAGUUCCUUUCGCUCCUCGCGAGGCUCCGCUUUCGCUCUGUGGCAGGAUAUACCCGAUGUUCGGACCAGCGGCCAGCUGGACAACUUCAGCAACGAGGAGAGGAAACUACAGGAGGCCAAGUUUGAACUUGUGACAUCUGAGGCAUCGUACAUUCGUAGUUUGACGAUUGCGGUGGACCACUUCAUGCUGUCUCACGAGCUGGCCGACUGUCUGGGAGCUCAGGGCCGGCAGUGGCUUUUCUCCAAGCUCCCCGAGGUCAAAGAUGUCAGUGAGAGGUUUCUCCUGGAUCUGGAGCACAGGCUGGAGGAAGAUAUUCUCCGUUUUGAUGUCUGUGACAUCGUUCUGGAUCACUGUCCGGCUUUACGAAAGGUUUAUUUACCUUAUGUAACCAACCAAGCUUAUCAGGAGCAGACAUACCAGCGACUACUGCACGAGAACCCUCGUUUCCCCGGGAUCCUGGCCCGCUUGGAGGAGGACCCGGUCUGCCAGCGACUUCCUCUGACCUCUUUUCUAAUCCUCCCCUUUCAGAGGAUCACACGGCUUAAAAUGCUUGUGGAGAAUAUCCUAAAGAGGACAACGCCGGGCUCUCGGGAUGAGGACACUGCCACCAAAGCUUUUAAUGAGCUAAAAAAGAUCAUCAAAGAGUGUAAUUCCAGUGUGCAGUCAAUGAAGAGGAUGGAGGAACUCAUCCACCUCAACAAGAAAAUUCACUUUGAGGGCAAAAUCUUUCCGCUGAUCUCUCAGUCUCGCUGGCUUGUAAAACACGGCGAGCUUCUGGAAGUGGACACUCCAAUGAUGAGUAUUUCUGGAUCAAAGCUCAAGCUGCCCACCAGGCCUGUGUACCUCCACUUGUUCAACGACUGCCUGCUGCUUUCCAAGAGGAAGGAUACGUGGAAGUUCAUGGUGUUUGUCCACGCCAAGAUUGGAGACUUAAAAGUGAAAGACCUCAGCAAGAAGCUGCAGGGCAUCUCAGGCUUCAUCUUCCACCUGCAGCUGUGUGAAGGCCAGCAGCUCAAACAUCAGAUCCUGCUGAAAUCCCACACCGAGAGCGGGAAGCAGCGAUGGAUCACUGCGAUGUUUCCAUCGAACCCGCUGCAGGACAUCGAGCAAGCCACUGAAAACGAUGAUAUAUCCCAGGUUCAGUGCAUCAAAAGCUACCAAGCCCAAGAGCAUGACGAGUUAACGCUGGAAAAGGCCGACAUUCUCCACGCUAAGACUAUCACAGGCGAUGGCUGGGUGGAGGGCAUCAGACUCUCUGACGGGGAGCGGGGCUGGUUCCCCAGAACCUACGUGGAGGAAAUCACGAGUCGCAGCGCGCGCCUCCGCAACCUCAGAGAAAAUAUCCGCAUCAAAUGUGUCACUCAGAAACUGAAGGGGAAAGACUGACCGCUUUCACUGCCAUUCCAGCAUCUGAAAGCUUCAGGGUGGUUGUUUUAAUUCUAGAUAGGCGCAGGGCUUCAGUGUGAUAUAUGGAUGUUAAAAUAAGCCAAGAGGUUUACCGUUUUUGUAUUUUUUCUAAACCGAAUGUCAACAGUUUCCUCCAGCAUACUAGAGAGAGCGCAAAGCUUUUAUUUCAUAUUUCACACAUUUAAAUGAAAAAUAAAAGGCUUUUAAUGACUUUGUAUACAACAGUUCAGAUGAAAACCUUUUUUCUUUACCCGUUUUGUUGUUAAACCUUUUUAAUAGCAGUUACCGUUGGCUGAAACGUUUCAUUUAAGAAUCUGAAAUCAGGUUAAAGGAAGCACUCAAACCAGCACUCAUGGAGCCGGAGAGGUGCAGAAGAUCCAUUCAUCUAAUCACCACAUGCAUCAAGACAAAUCACAUCCCUUCUCUCGUGUUGCGACAUGUUCUGCAGUCGGCUUAUCCUGCAGAAAACUGCAGCUUUGAAUGGAAAUGGAUGCCCGAUCGGAUCUUUGCAUAUCUGAAUCCCUCCGGCAGUGAUGAGACGUGAAUCUGGCCGUGUACGGGUGUCGCUCUUCAUCCUAUGCCAAAGGCCUCACCUUUGUGUGCAAUGUUAUGAGCGAGUCAUGGGGUGACGUGUUCCUUCACUACCAGCAGAUCCGAUAAGUCAGUCCCGAGCAUUCGCCUGGAGCUGCAAAUAUUGAGCUCCAAACGUGCAUCAAUCCCGUGAAAAUAGUCCCCAACUAUUGCACUAUUCCAUUGUCUGAGUGCACAUCUGUUCAGGACAUCAGCUAAUCUUUCAGACAAUCAGAAAAUUACAAAAAGCAGUAACACAUUUGGCUUCUCGAGACACUUCUGGACAAAGAAGGAAAUAAUACUAUUUUUAUUGUUUAAAGCCACUCUAUGUAGCAAUACCAGCUCUGAUCACAAAGGACAAAUACAUCUGCUGCAUUUACAGACAAGCCACUGACAAUACUGUUCUAAUGAGUGGGGACAGUCUGGCACGACCUGUAAUACCACUCUGUCUCUGCAGAGGUGCACUGCACCAGGGCCUGAUGCUGUUAAUGACCCCUCCUCUUCUCGGGUGAAGACAGCAAGUGUCAGUCAGUGCAGCUUUGGAGAUGUUUACUAAUAUAAAAGAGGACGUUUAUGCACCUUCAGCACCUCUGCGCAUCAGCAAUGAAGUGGUGACCACAAAUGUGGGCGUAAUCAGCAGUUUUGGGUCCCACAGUUUCCUGAUUCCAUCCUCUCACGGCACAGUCUCAAGCCACAAAUCUAUUCUUUUACCACCCUUCUGUCUUUAAAGGAAGUACAAUAAAAUCACAAAUUUGGAUAAAAAAAUGACAUAUGUGUGUAUAUAUAUAUAUAUAUAUAUAUAUAUAUAUAUAUAUAUAUAUAUAUAUAUAUAUAUAUAUAUAUAUAUAUAUAUAUAUAGGCUAGGCACCAGUACGGAAGAGUAUUAGGGCCAGACAGGAGAAAAAUAAAUUAUAUUUUGGAGGAGGAAGAUUUUUUUUCAUUAUGCACUUCGAGAAAAAAGUCGAAAUGUCGAGAAAAAAGUUGAAAUGUUGAGAUUAAUGUCGAAAUGUUGAGAAAAAAUUCAUAAUGUCGAGAAUAAUGUUGAAGUACAAUUUCGAGAAAAAAGUCGAAAUGUAUUUCAACUUUAUUCUCGAAGUCCCAACAUUAUUCACGAAAUUUCGGCUUUAUACGCGAAAUUUCGACUUUAUUCUUGAAAUUCUAUUUCAACAUUAAUCGCGACAUUUUGACUUUUUUCUCGAAAUUGUAUUUCAACAUUAUUCUGGACAUUUCGACUUUUUUUUCGACAUUUCGACUUUUCUCGAAGUGCACAAUAAAAAAAAAAUCUUCCCCUCUCACAUAUUUUUUCUCCUGCAUGGCCCUUAUACAUGCAGGAAUGUGGCCCUUGAGGACUGGAGUCUGAGACCCCUGAUGUAAAUACUGUUCCACGUCAUUUGCUACAAAGAGUGGCUUUAAAGAAGAUACUUGGCUAACACACCAAAUUAAAUUUGGCUAUAUUUACAUUAACAGUCGAUGCGGUAAAUAUUUGUAUUAAGCCACCCACCAGCAGAUUUUGAAAGCCCUUGUCCGGGUUUAGCACCAGCUGAAGAAUGCAUUUGUCUCACACCAGUAACAGAGUGAAAUGGUGCUGGCACACAUUUAACACGAGCUGGGUUCCCCUCAGCCAGCGUGGAAAGCCAUAAACACUCAACAGCGCAGUGUAACUGAGACCUGUUGUUAAUGGAUCACAAUAAUCUCCAAUCGAGAGUGAACGCCUCCCGGUGGCACGUGAGAUGUUUAGGACCCUUUUGUUUUCAUGGGAAAGUUGUUAGUUGUAAUUUAAAUGGUUGCUGGUGCAGCAUGUGUAUUUAUAUUCCUCUAGAUUUUCGUGUAAAUGUAUUUUACUGUAGAUGGCUUCAUGUAUAAAGAAUAGAACAUGGUUCAUUUUAUGACUGUAAUUUAUAUGAAAAAGAUUUUACAAAUAGUAUUACAUUUAAUAGGCGUGGAGUUCAUGAUAACAAUAAUUAUAAAUGCCUGAAAUACACUGGAUGUUUACUGGACACUACUGUAAAUGUUUAACCACUGAAAUAAAUACAGAUACUUAUGUCA
Cololabis saira (Pacific saury) is the source of this 5929-nucleotide messenger RNA. RefSeq names its product Rho guanine nucleotide exchange factor (GEF) 19 (gene arhgef19). The transcript is spliced from 16 exons. Bases 386 to 3292 code for a protein of 968 amino acids. Gene Ontology annotation, biological process: activation of GTPase activity; regulation of actin cytoskeleton organization. Gene Ontology annotation, molecular function: protein binding; guanyl-nucleotide exchange factor activity. The record is from RefSeq and is a predicted model, not a curated record. NCBI's taxonomy places the organism in Eukaryota, Metazoa, Chordata, Actinopteri, Beloniformes, Belonidae.